AUGGGCGGUCGGGGCCGCUACGAGAGUAGGGCCAGCCGUGUAAGUCGCAGCGUGUUUGUGCUUCUGAUCGCGGCUCGGCUUAUCUCUCUAAACGACUUGUCUUUUUUUGGUACGACCUCGACGACCACUAGCCUUACGUUUAAUACUUCUAGCGUGUUUAGAACAAAUCUCUUGUUCGAUGAGGUGUUAGAAAUAUUAUCGCCGACCACGGGCAGCUACACGGAACAACAAGAGAGGCACGACCUCCUGCCGCACUUUUACGGGACGAGGAGUGAAAGUGACGACUUGGGGCAGCUUUUUACCUCCACGUUUACCACCGCCGCCGCCCGAGGGCAACAUCUUCAAAGUGCUCACACUCCGACUGCAAUGAACCAACAUAAUGCAGCAAAAAUUGCCACAAGACGUACCACCUCCGCCGGCACCACCAGAAGUUCUACAUCUUCUUGGGCCACCUCCGGCGGGCCGUUCUGUCUGGCAGCGAGGCCACGACAGCACGACGAAAUAAAUGGCGAGGAGGAACUACGAGCUUUGGCAAGCAAAGCAUCUACUUCGGGCCCUCGGCCGCAGAACGGGGACGUCGAGAGGACUACGCAGGAUGGUAUAUUUAGAAUGGGUCAAGAACUACAAGGUGAUUCCUUAGCGCCGCCGCCCGCUGCGGCGGCACUGACGUCGAGCCAGAAGAUGGAUGUUUCGACGAGCAGUCUAGGAACGUCGGACAAGAACGUUCAACAGCAGAUGCAUUCAGUUGCUGAGAGGACGGCGGACCAGUCGUGGGACCGAAGUCGUGGUGCGAAAAUAACUUCCACCUUCGCGGACACCCUGUACGAGCAAAAUUAUGACAGGACAAUGGUGGAAGAUAAUUUAUUUCACGGCGCCCACUUGCCUGGCCCCAUGCCUGGCGUCGGAGGAGGAUUCCCGAGCUUGCCUCCUUACUUGAUGGACGACAUGGUUGUUCCCGAUGCUAAGCCGAUGUACCUCUAUGGUGCAGCUGCCGCGGGUCAUAAUGUCACAGUUAUGCCACGAAGCAAAAAUAAUCUCCACCAUUUUUCGCCAAAAUCACACGAUGUUUUUUGUGAUAGGAAUUUUGUUGGCUUCUAAUAAAAUACUAUGACUAUGAUCUCCGAUUUUGUAGGUUCUAGGUUCCAAGCAUGAAUUUCUUCACGAUUGGUAAGUACAAACAUUUAGUCUUUGGGGUGAUCGUGUGAUUUUGUGUGUGUGAUUUGUGAUGCGAAAGCGGUAUAGAAGCAGAUGACGGGGCAUCGUAUACAUAAGGACGAUGAAAUGAUUUUCAUUUUCCACUUCUAGCGCCCCUUUGCAUGUUGUUCCUUUACCAAAAAAACAAACGCUUCCGCCAUAAACCACCCGCUUUGACGAGGUUAGAUUGCUUGCUUUGGAUAACAAGUAUGCCCUGCAAAUGUGUCUGGGUCUCCUGGAAGAGUCCGAGUUUGUCAUGCUAGGUUCGGGCGACACAAAAAUAUAGAUAUGUCAUCAGUGUGAGUAACAGAAUCAAAUAAAGCCAUCCACUUUUGCGCACCUAAGAAUGUUGACAUUUCUCUUCGAGGAUAAGCAAUGCGGACACGAAGCCUUGUCAAUGAAAAACCAUUCCAGACCUCCGGGGUGAUGCGAAACCUGACAGAUCUUGCAAGAACCUUCCAGAACACCAGACACAAAUUUGCAUUCGAUAAAAUUUGUGCAUCAGCACGGAGUAGAAAAAUUUAUACCUGGCUACACCUCGUCCAUGGCGGGUCCUGUUGCGGUUCCCACGUACCACCACCAGCCCGCCCAAGAUUACUACACCGACAGCGGUACUAUCACUAUGUCGGACGUGCACUUGCAGCAAGCGCUAACCCCGAAGUACCCCCUGGGUUUUAUUCCGACGGUCGGCUCCAGUAUGCCCGAGCCACCGACCCCGCCUCUGGUAGCAGCGCAAAAUAAACGAGCAAUGCUAGCAAAGGCCCACGACGAUGGUGGCGCGAGCAGUCGUGCAGCUGGAAGUAUGUUUGCAGGGGGACCACGAGCCGAAAGUAUAUCCGCUGACUUGGUGGAACAACAACAGGCCUCGUCUUUUGCGAGGGGAGCAGCUGGCCCCGCAGCUGCAGCAGAUAAUGCAAACACUGGUACUGGUGCCACUGGCUCUGGCAGCAGCUCAGACGUCGCUACGCCGGACCCACCCGCCGUGAUUGCGGGCAGGAGUUUGAAAACGGUCCAGGAGCAGAUUGCGGCGGCCGAGGAGCAAAAAUCCAGCAGAGUUGCCAAGUCUAAGGGGGGAGUGCAGCAAACAACGAAUUUAUUGAAACCCGCGGAGGCAGCCGCGAGGCCCAGCGCGGGCGAGCUCGUGGGCCGCGCCGGUGCACGACCCGGGCUCAAGCAGUUCGGUCCCCGGAGGUACUUAAGAAGUGAACAGAAUUAUUAUACUGCAUCAUGUUGAGUUUCUGUUUCUGUUUCUUCUCCUGCUGCAGUUGGUGCAUUUUAUUUUUUUCGUGUAGAAGUUUUAUAAUUAUAUCACAUAUUUGCGAUGCAAAAAUAAACACGCAAAAAAAUCUCAUAUCCCAAACAGCGCGCUAUGGGGCAGCCCAAGACAGAUUUUUUUGUGUAUAUGUCCUGCCAGCUUUUUUCUCUGGGAUAGGUUUUUCGACCAACGACUGUAGUGCUGGUUUUUCUACUUUUUGCCGAUCCAUGUGUCUUGCUCGGAUACUUACAACUACUUAGAAUUUUUUUACUUCAAAUGAAAAAUAUGAUCAGGUCUAGCAGCGAUUCGCCUGAUGCGAAAGAGGAGGUAUGUAUAGGGAAAAAAUGGUUCGCGUGCUGCUUCAAGUUCCAGCCUAUAGGAGACAGAAAAAUGUCUUGUCAGUAUGUGUCGUAAUUGAGAAGCUUGUUCCGUCUCGUUUGUUUCCGCACUGCUUAGAAAUCAUUCAAAAUCCAGCCUCCUGCAUUUUUUUGUCGUAGAAAUAAGUAAUGAACUUACUCUGCUUAGUUCCUGUGUCAUUUCCGGAAUCAACAUCGCGUUGUGCUGCCGGCGAAACUGUGCUUUCCGGAAUCAACAUCGCGCUGGGAAAUAAACUAACUCAACAGUUCUAGACACAUGACCGGUUCGACAUCAUGCCUGAUAUUUGAUCAUAGUAUUUUUGCACCGCGCGGCUUUUUUUCCCUUCCAUAACUACCCCUGGAAUUGAAGCAAGAGGAGCGAAAUUCCGACGAAGCUGCACAACUACACGGCGCGCUGCCACAGAAGCGUCAUCACGAGGGACGGCCACCGCGGCCUUCUGAGCAGGGACGGCCACCGCGCCCUUCCGAUCGGGAGCCGCAGGCAGAAAGUUUUCUGCGGCAGCAACCAGGCACUCUGCCCGGAGGAGGACUACAUGUGACAGAAGCCGAACGAGAGGUAUAUAUUAAGCGCCUGGUUGUUCUUCAUGAAAAAAGAAGUAGAGAUAGUACAGAUCUAGAUCAUGUUUUGUCGACCACAGCGCAGUUAUAUGGUUUUUAUAACUUCCUUCAUCUUCUGCACUCUCGUACAAUAAAAUAACAGCAUUUGAUGGGCAUGAGCAAGCGGCAAGCGGUCUUGCUGGCUGGACAGCAAGCGCGUCGCGUCAAGGAGCGAGGGUUCGAGGCCCCCGACGGUGGUCGGCGGCAGAACCGGCGCUUGCCAACCAUCGAGUCGGCCAUGUAUCGAAUGCAAAUACCGAUCUGGGUCUGGAAACCACGAAACCUGUGAUCAUGCUGAAUCGAUGAUGCUGCUAUAUGCAAUACAGAGGAUAUUUUAGCUUGGGGAAAAUAAUAAAUGCGGCACACGCGGCAAUACAGGGUUUGCACCUAUGUCCAGACCCAGAUCGUUACUUUCAAUGCAUACCAUGAGUAUGUGCUCGAUUUCUUCGGGCGGGAAAAGCAUGGAGCGCAAGCGAACCUGCCUUGGAAUCGAGCAGAAUUACAAGAACCUAGUGCACCACCAGCACAAGCAAACCAUUCGGCAACACGGCUUUGCUGACCCCGCCGGCGAGCAGGUGCAGGUGGGUCCUCCACCUUUAGCGCCAUGUGCAACAGCACCAACUGGGGCCAUCGCUAGCGUCGGAGGAAUGGCUCCGUCCUCGUCCUCUACCUCCCGGGCAGUUGCUCACCAGCAAGAACAUCACCCCGAUAUGCAUUGCAAAUAUUCCUGGACGUCUGGAAGAAUGGGAACUUGAACUUGUAAAGAUUUUGCGUGUUGCGGUUCACACAAUCUGUGUUGCCUGACUUGCAAAAGAUGUCUACUUCUGGCCAUGCUGGGAGGGCGGGAUUUCUCAUGGAGGAUGGGUACUUAUCACCAAGCGGCUGCAGAAGCUGUGAAGAUGCUAGGACGUGCAUAAUAUUUACAGACUUUUGUGUAGUUUGGAAAAAUUGCAUCACAAUCUUCCAGACCCAUAUCGAUAUUUGCAUUUGAUACUCGAGCCUGUGGUCCAAAAGUUCCGAGCGGAGGCGGUGGCUCUGGAAGAGCUCCGGCGUGCGCUGCACGCAGAUCCGGAUCUCGCCCGGCACAACAGGACCUCCACCACGACUUCCCGUGCAGCUCGUGCGCAGUCAAUACUAAACUCGAAGUCCGCCACCUGCUUCACGACCGGAAGCAGAUCCUCCACGCAAGUGGAGGAGCAGCGGCCGCCCAAGAAGGCACUAUUUGUAGAAGGCGCUUCAGGUGGUGGAAAUAAAGUUGGAGUUCGUCACCUAGUGCCACCAGCUACUACUUCUUCCAAUUUAGCUGCGCUACAAGAGGAGCACCCAGCUGCAAUGGACGAUGUUGUUCACCACCACCGCCAGGAGGGGGCCUCUCCUUCAGCUGUACGAAAACCUCCUUCAGUUGUACCACAACAAGAACUUAGGACUUCUGCCUCGGCGCAGGCGGUGGGCGGUCGCGCCAAGAAGACCAGGGGCGAGCGCGAAACUAUUCCACCGCAGAGCACUCCUACGAAAAUAAACUACGAUCAAGAGGACGACGACGAGCCGAUGCUUGAAGCAGCAGCGAAUGACAGUACUUCUAGAAGCCGGGGAGGCAGGAGUACUACCAGCAACGCUUCGAUGUCCGUGCAAAGUGGCGGGAGUCAUCGCUCGAUGCUGAGCGAGCCCGCGCAAGAACGGAAGUCGCCCGAAGAUGAUCCACCUGAGGGAGCAGGUUUUGGCCCCGCGGCAGCGCAGCAGAUCAAAUCCCGUGCAGGACCAGCGGCGGCGGAAGGUCCCAGUUCGGUGGGAGCAGGAGGUCUUUUACCUGCAAUUUUCAAAAAUAAAGGCCGCACUGACAGCAAGAAGAACUUCGUUCAAGGCAGCAGCACGACCCCUACCAAUGGCAAAAAUACAUCUUCUUCUACAGGAGGAUCACGACUAGAAGCAGGUGGACCACGACAGCCUGGUCUUGUUUUGUUUCCGCCGGUGGUAGAACAAGCUCUGAAUGACCGCAAUGGAUUGCCACACUUUCAGACGCGAUCAAAGCAGUUCGAGGUGGACCCAACUGUUUUUACACCAUCAUCUUCGUCCUCGACGACGCGCGGUGGACGCAAGAACAACAAGGCUCCAGUUUAUUUUCCGCUCCCAGCCGUUUGCCCCCGCCCGCCGGUGGCGGAGCAGGAAGUAGACUCUUUCUUCAAACUUCGAAAGGCGGAGACGCCGUGGGAUGGUGACGCGUGGUUUCUUGUGCGGGCGAAAGCGUUGGCCAACGCGGACUCCAACGCGGCCGAGCUGGCGGCCCAGCCGCUCCCUCCGCGCGCGCGGGAGCCCCGAC
Molecule: messenger RNA, 5740 nt
Organism: Amoebophrya sp. A120
Lineage: Eukaryota; Dinophyceae; Syndiniales; Amoebophryaceae
Source: the annotation of a GenBank genome assembly